This is a messenger RNA of Umbelopsis ramanniana AG, 456 nucleotides long. RefSeq lists its product as uncharacterized. The transcript has a single exon. The record is from RefSeq and is a predicted model, not a curated record. NCBI's taxonomy places the organism in Eukaryota, Fungi, Mucoromycota, Umbelopsidomycetes, Umbelopsidales, Umbelopsidaceae. The coding region runs from base 188 to 370 and encodes 60 amino acids.
GGAGAUAUGCAAAGGCAAAGGGUUAAAGGUGCCGAGCCUUCAGACAGGAAACAGUUUCUUUUGCUGCUUCACAAGCUAAGAUAAGAGAGUAUACAUUUUCCACGACGCUUUAAAUUGAAUAUCUGCGUUGGAUAUAUCCAUCGCAAAUGGAAUACCGCAGCACAUUAGCCAGUCUAUCUCGCAUGCGAUGUACAAUCGUUCGCCUCAUCUUUCAGAGGUUCCAUGCGGAGAUUUUUGUGAUGAUACACUGAUCAUGGUCACCCUAUUGAAGUCAAAUCUCUCACGAAUAACCUGUGUUGCCCCAGUUUUUUUUUUUUUUAUAAUACGCCUUUAUGUGUGUCUGUUGAAUGCUACGCACCAUCACCUGUAGCCUCCGGAUUGGAUGUUGCGGCUUGGAAUAUCUAAUUAAAUAAAAACCAGGCAAAUCGUGUAUAUUGGUUUUGAUAGGGAAUUGGG